UAGCAUUAAUGGCGAAAAGAUAAUAUCUCCACGCUUUCACACUAAUUAAUCUCACACAUAUCUUUUUAUUCACAAUCUUUUGCAAUUCCAAUCAAUCCCAUCAGUUGUUGAGCUCUUCUUCCAGUAAAGCCCAGUCGACCAUUAUCGUUUAUGCCGAUGGCGUCUUCCGCCGCCGCCACCACCACCGUCGUGCCUGAAAACAUCGCCGAUUUGCUCGGGGAAGUUGGCAUCUUCACCGCCGCCGGCGAGCCGGUGAAAUUUAAGGACCUUUGGGAUCAAAAGGAGGAAGUGGCUGUUGUUGCACUUUUGAGACAUUUUGGAUGCUUUUGCAGCUGGGAGCUUGCCUUAGCACUCAGAGAAUCGAAGGAGAAAUUCGACUCAGCCGGAGUGAAGCUAAUUGCUGUUGGUAUUGGUACCCCUGACAGAGCUCAAAUUCUUGCUGAAAAAUUGCCGUUUCCGUUGGAUUCCCUCUACUGUGACCCUGAUCAUAAGGCAUACGAUGUGUUGGGCUUGUUUUAUGGGAUUCGUCGUACACUUUUCAGCAUAGCUAGUACCAAAGCUUUUUCGAGACAACUGACGAAUCCUGUGAAGAACUACACUAUUAAAGCCACCCCAGAUGAUAAAAGUGGCGUCUUCCAACAGGGAGGGAUGUUUGUGUUUAAAGGGAAGGAAUUAUUAUACGCGAGAAAGGACGAAGGGAGCGGUGAUCAUGCACCGUUGGAUGAUAUAUUCAAUAUCGUAAGUCCAUCGGUUGUAUCUACUCAUUAAGGAGUGGUUAUUUGUAUUUUGAGUCCACAAAUUCUAUUAAUCUUGUAUCUGUGUAUUCGUGAUAUGGAUUCAUAUGCUCGAUAUAUAUAUUUCGUUUGGAUGACUACAAAUAUCGAAUACUUGGAAAUAAGUGAUGUAAAUUUCGUUUGGAUGACUACAAAUAUCGAAUACUUGGAAAUAAGUAAUGUAAAUUUCGUUUGGACUGUAAAACGGUUGAUUUGCGUGGUCAUUGUUAUUGUUCAACUCUCAGUGGGAGGCGGAUUGUGUGUGUAUUCGUGUUAUUAAAUUCUUCGUUUUC
Molecule: messenger RNA, 1066 nt
Organism: Erythranthe guttata (spotted monkey flower)
Lineage: Eukaryota; Viridiplantae; Streptophyta; Magnoliopsida; Lamiales; Phrymaceae
Product: thioredoxin-like protein AAED1, chloroplastic
Cellular component (GO): chloroplast
Source: RefSeq, a predicted model, not a curated record